This is a messenger RNA of Asterias rubens (European starfish), 2887 nucleotides long. Its product is annotated as zinc finger protein OZF-like. Bases 368 to 1924 code for a protein of 518 amino acids. The record is from RefSeq and is a predicted model, not a curated record. The transcript has 2 exons. NCBI's taxonomy places the organism in Eukaryota, Metazoa, Echinodermata, Asteroidea, Forcipulatida, Asteriidae.
GCAAGGUGCAGUGAGAUAAAUAAGAUCUCUUUCUUCGCAAAUCCACAAUCGUGAGCUUGGAUAGGAUCGUCUCAACCUUCUUUUUCUUCUCUUCUUGCCAGAAACAGAAAGUUACCUACAUGUAAGCUCUUCAUUUUUGAUAGUUUGGCUCUGACAGAAGAUAAAAACACCAGGACAUUCUUCUCUACUUCUGGUAGGAGUUGUAAACAUUACCUCUACUUAAAAAUGCAGCAUAUUUAUAAACAAUCAAUCAGCAACCAUCGAACUGCGUAGAUUUCUUUCACUAUAAGUUGGGCAAGUGAAGGCAAUUGUUUUGAAUACAGACUGAGGUUUGGGGUGUCGCCUACAAAAAGUUGAAAGGCAUACGAUGGGUGAUAGUGCAGAGAACAUAGAAUUGACAACAAAACAACCUUCCAUUCUUGAAGCAGCCCUCACCAGUAAGAUACCAUAUCUUUGUAGCAUCUCAGACGUUAGUUACCUCGACCCUUCAGAACUUCCACCACCUCCGAAAAAGAAAUAUGUAUGUGGCGUUUGUAACUAUACCUGCAAGCAGCGAGGACAUCUUGAACGACACCAAAGAGUUCACACCAAAGAGAAACCAUUUUCUUGUGACCUCUGUGACAAGACCUGCUCCACAAAAGCCAAUUUGAAACAGCACAAGACUACCCACUCGCAUGAAAGACUGUUUGUUUGUGGCGAUUGUGGUACAGAUUUCUCCUGCAGUGCCGGUCUAUCUCAGCACAAACGCCGUGUCCAUUCGGGUAACAAACCCUUUGUUUGCGACUUCUGUGGUAAAGCUUUCCCGUUCAGCAGUGGACUUGCAAAACACAGACGAAGCCAUACUAAAGAGAAACCCUAUGCCUGUGAUAUUUGUGGUAGUUCUUUCUCACAGAGUGGGGGUCUACAAAAGCAUCAAAUAGUCCAUACCAAAAUCAAACCAUAUGUUUGUGGAUUGUGUGGUAAAGGGUUUCCAUUUAGAAGCAAACUUGCCGAGCAUCAACGGAUUCACAAUCCAGAGGAUGCAUUGGCGUGUGACCUUUGCGGGAAAACUUUUAUUUACGGCAGCAGACUGUCCGAACAUAAGAGAUCCCAUACUCUAGAAAAACCCUACGUUUGCGAUAUCUGUGGGAAAGCCUUCCCCCAGAGUCAUCGUCUAGCAAUUCAUAAAGAAAUCCACUCGCAAGACGGACCACUGUUCUGCGAUGUUUGCGGUAAAUCAUUCGCACAUAGGAGCCGUCUCGUUGAGCAUACACGAAUUCACACCGAGGGGAAAUCAUUUGUUUGUAAUCUAUGCGGGAAAGCUUUCCCAUGGAGCAGUGAUCUCAUAAAACAUAACAGAACACAUACUAAAGAAAAACCUUUUAUUUGCGAUAUCUGUGGUAAAGGGUUCAGUGUACGAGGAAGUUUGACAACUCACUAUAGAAUCCACACACAGGAGAAACCUUUUGUUUGCAAUUGUGGAAAGGCUUUCGCUUGGAUUAGUGGUCUAACGAGUCAUCAGAAAAUCCAUUCCAAAGACUCGUCUUGUAGUAGUUAUCGUAAUGUCAAUGAAAAUAAAGAACAUCAAAUCAACAAAGAACCAACAUGUGUAAAGGUUUGUGACAAUGAACAUAGUGAACAUCAAUUCAACGAAGAACCAAUUACAUGUGUAAAUGUUUGUGACAAUCCAAAUGGUGACUAUCAAAUCAACAAAGAACCAAUUACAUGUUUAAAUGUUUGUAACAAUGAAAGUAGUGAACAUCAAAUCAACGAAGAACCAAUUGCAUUUGUAAAUGUUUGUUACAGUGAAAGUAGUGAACAUCAAAUCAACGAAGAACCAAUUGCAUUUGUAAAUGUUUGUUGCAGUGAAAAUGGUGAACAUCAAAUCAAGGAAGAACCAAAUACAUGUGUAAACGUUUGUGAGGAAAAUUCCUCAGAUAGAUAAAAAAGAAAACACUGAGGAUAUCUCGCCAGUUCAAGUAAACAAAACAGAAUGAUGAAUUCUCUCAAUUUAUCCAACAAUGUAUUUUUUGUAGGAUCCCUACUGCUGUAAUGUCUGAAUCCUUCCUAAUCAACUGUUUUGUAUACUGUAAAAUUUUGUAGGAUACCACCUCAAUGAUCCUCCAAAAUCAAACGAUUCGAGUUUUAUGUUGGAUCCCUACCGCCUCAUUCCCCCAACACAUUCGUUUAUUUUUGAAGGGCUUGAAAUGUUAGAAAUUCAAUGUUUCUAUGCAAACACAAGUUACCAAAUUCUACAGUUUUAUGCCUUGAACUUACAUGUAGUUUUUGAUGGGGAACAUCAACUUUUUACUGCGUAAGUCCACUUGCGCAACGUUUAUGGCUCAACUUACGCAAUAAAUGUUGCACAUGGGGACUUACGCAGUUGCGUAAAGUUUUGUGAAAUCGGCUGCAGGGCUGUAUUGGAAAUUUACAAAGAACGCCACAGCAAAAACACAGGGCACCAUGACAAAAUGCUUUGUGUGCUGCAGGUCAAUUCAAAGGCUAUGGUCAACCUUUGUUACCAAGAGCACUGGUAUAAUGAGGUUAUACUUGUUUCUUAAGUUUCAAAUCUCAUUUCUGCUUAAAUUUUUAUUUGUUUACUGUCCUCUUAAAAGAGGUAAUUGGGCCUAUCUCACCAAUCUUGUUAUAAAAGACUUGACUGUAAUGAGAGAAGAUGUACCUGUAAUGUGUCACCAAAUUGCAGAGGUGUAUUUUUUAUGCCACGUUACGUUGACAUGCCUCCAAUUAUGUUCAAAUACUCGAUUCUGAACCCAAGAUAAUGUAUGACAUUACCUGUUAUCAAAUAUUUCCAUAUGCAACCUUUUGUAUAAUAAUUAGAUGCUCAUUUAUGAUAUUUGUUGUGAAUAAACCAGUAAUAAGUUUUGCAUGAGAAUUUGUCGGAUUGUCU